This is a messenger RNA of Mercenaria mercenaria, 878 nucleotides long. RefSeq lists its product as uncharacterized. NCBI's taxonomy places the organism in Eukaryota, Metazoa, Mollusca, Bivalvia, Venerida, Veneridae. Bases 99 to 572 code for a protein of 157 amino acids. The transcript has 3 exons. The record is from RefSeq and is a predicted model, not a curated record.
GGCUUAUAACUGAAGGUUAGAUGACAAACAAAAUAAGUCCUUAAAAAUUCGUUAAAUCAUAUCGGAGGUAUAAUGCUCAUAUUCUAAACAUAUAAAGAAUGAUUCAAGAGUCGUUGAUUAAACGUUGUGUAAAGAAAGUAACGGAUAAUCUUGACGUUAAGAUAACGUACGGCAAACUUUCUACAGUGAUUCUUGUACUAACAAUUUCGGGAGCAUCGCUGGCUGGUUUAGCAAAACUAUUAAUUACUGCAUCAGAUAUAGCUGGAACAGAAAAGUGUGGAAAGGUACCUCAUGGAAACGGCUGCGUGAUUAACUGGUGUUAUUAUGGCAUGCUGAAGGGAAUUUACUGGAGAUACAUGGGAGUGUGCACGCAUCCUUGUACACAGGAAGCGGAGGCCGUGUUUAAUGAAAGCGGAUGUGGCGCUGUUGAACACUGUCUACAAAACCUAAUGACGAAAAUCUCAAAACACGAAGAAUAUAAAACACAUGAAGAACAUAAAAAACAAAAAGAACAUAUAAAAUGUGAAGAACAUAAUAAACAUGAAGAACAUAAGAAACAUGAAGAGCUAUAGAAACAAACGUUGUUAUUUUGAAAUCCCUCUUCGACUUACCAUUUAUCCAUGUCAAAUAUAUGUUUAAAAUUGAAUUAUUGAUUAAUCUAUUUUAAUAUUAAUGCAGAAAUGUUUUGAAAAAAAUACAUUAAUUUUUUUCCCCAAUUCCCGUUAAUUAUAUUUUUGUUCGUCUGUUUGCAUAAAUUAUAUACUAUUCUGUUAAUAUUUUUCAUGUAUUUUUUUGUCGUAUUGAAUAGUGUCAAUGUUUUGCUUUUAAUUAAAUUUUGACAUAUCAAUGUUGUAUUGUUAAUUUAUAAUAUAUAAUGU